This is a messenger RNA of Saccoglossus kowalevskii, 1199 nucleotides long. RefSeq names its product galactosylceramide sulfotransferase-like. The record is from RefSeq and is a predicted model, not a curated record. NCBI's taxonomy places the organism in Eukaryota, Metazoa, Hemichordata, Enteropneusta, Harrimaniidae. Gene Ontology annotation, biological process: glycolipid biosynthetic process. Gene Ontology annotation, molecular function: galactosylceramide sulfotransferase activity. Gene Ontology annotation, cellular component: membrane.
AGAAAUUAAUUGAGAUAACAUAGGAUAUACAUUGGUAUUAUGAGAUGGGAAAUACGUCGUACAUUAAAUGCUUUCAACUGACGAUACUGAUGUCGAUACUACUUAUAGCAACUAUUUUGACAUGGUACAGUAUAUUCACACCCGAACCACUGCCAUUUAACGUGUCACGUGAUAGUAGAUGGUUCACCACACAACCGACACCAACCACACCACCAACGUGCCAACCAGCAGAGAAUAUGGUCUUUAUAAAAACUCAUAAAACAGGAAGUACUUCACUCCAUUGCAUCUUUUGCCGCUAUGGAUAUGCAAAUAAACUCUCAUUCGUGUUUUCCACUCGUAACACAAAAAACGGACAUAUACGAAAAGAGCAUCUCAAUCAGUCGAUAAUACUGCCACCGAUUGGCGGCGUUGUUAAUUCAUCUUCAAAAUACAAUAUACUUACUGGUCAUGUGUCGUACAAGAGGAAAACAAUAAACUCAUUCAUGGAGGACAACCCUAUUUAUGUGACUAUUUUAAGAGAGCCAGCCACGCACGUAGAGUCACAUAUGAAUUUUUUCAGUCAUAGAAAACAAGUAAUGGCGUCCAUGCAAGCAUUCCUUAAAAAACCACGUACCUCAAAAAAUGCGACGGGUAGAAAUAAUCAGUUGAGAGAAUUUGGAUUGUCAUUUGAAUCCACACUCAAUGAAACUAUUGUGAAUGAAACCAUUAUGAGACUGGACAAAGAAUUCGACCUAGUUCUUAUACUUGAAUACUUCGACGAAUCUCUGAUUCUGUUGAAAAAUUUGCUGUGUUGGAGUUUUGAAGACAUAAUAUAUUUAGCACAAAAUCAACGUACCACACGUGAAACCAUCACAGACACAUUUCGACGCAACGUAUAUAGAUGGUCAAAUGCAGAUUAUCUCUUUUACAAUUAUUUCAACAGAACAUUGUGGGAAAAUAUUCGACAAUUUGGACCACGUUUUGAAGUCGAAUUGGCACACUUUCGGGAUCUUUUGAAAGAACAUAACAACCAAUGCGCCAUGUUCCAAACAACUAGCUCUAUAAUUAGUAAUUUGACACGAGUUGUCUAUAAAAGUAGAAAUAAUACACAACUUUGCCAACAGUUGACAUACAGUCACAUGGAUUGGUAUCGCCGUAUUGCAGUGCGACAAGACCCGACCAAAUUCGCCAAAAAGUUCAAAAUUAAUGAGCAAAUCUAA